AAAUUAUGUCACAAAAUCAGGAAACAGUCAAAUAACAAACAAUAAAAAUUUUGAAAAACAAUAAACGGAAAAAGUUUUUGUAUAGCAAUUCGAUAAAUGGCAGAAGAGCAAAAAGAUUUUGCGUACAAAAUUGAAAGCACACACACCUUUUACAACAGCGAAUAUAUAUUUAUUAAUUGAAAAAUUAUUAAAUUAUACAUUUUCCCAAAGCGAAAUGGAGCAGUUACGCGAUGCAAGUAUACAUCACACGGCGCAAAAGCUGGCGCACGCCAUCAAAGCGAUGAAAAACUAUGAAGAGAUUUUCAAAAAAGUGCAGCAACUCGCAUGCAGUCCCGGCGUGGAUAAGCAUGACCUACGCAACACACUGGAGGACGCUAUCAAAUCGACAGGACUCGAAACGGAAAUUCGUAAUAUUGUCUUUCAUUUAGUGCGCAACACACUCAUCACAGAGCCCAAGUCGCAGGAGAAACUAGCACAUGGCACCGAUCCCUUGGCGUACUUGCGACGCUCCGCCGUACAAUGGGAUCGACGUGUGCGUAAAAGUUUGAAUGCCAUGUGUGCUGAGCUGAGUAUGCCACUGCAGGGGCAACCGCGCACGGUUAUAGAUCGUGAUGAGUUGAUUAGUAAAUGGGAAGAGUUGAGUAAUUAUACGAUAGAUCUCUCCAACUAUCGACCCGUCUAUGCGCCUAAAGAUCUUUUGGAUGUUCUUCUCUCACUGAAAGGGCCACAAAAACCAGUGGAAGAUACUGAGUUUGUACAAGUACCAAAUUGGGAAUUCUCACACAUUGAAUUGCCGGUUAAGAAUCUUUUUGAAUUGCGUCUGCUCUUCGCUGAGCUCUUUCGCAAGGAUGCCACAACCACUAAUUUAGAUUUACCGACGCAAUGUAAACGCAUACUGGAGACCAAGCAAUCGCCACUCUGUCAACAUUUUCUCAAGAAGGGCAAAACACCAGCGCCAUUUCGUGGUGAAUUAUGGUCAUUUGUGCUAUCGCAUGGCAAUGAUAUGCACGGACAGGAAUGCGAACAUUGGGCACGCCUACGCAACAAAGUCUUAACCACCGACCACAUUGUUGAUAAAUUAAUUUUCAAAGACAUCCAGCUGACAGCCUCAAAUGACGAUCAAUAUUUCGUUUUCGAAGAUGUGCUCUAUCAGAUAAUGCUUUGCUUUUCGCGCGACACGGAAAUCGCAAGUCAAAUUCAGUUUGAAAAGUAUCCAGUGAAGGGUAGAAACUAUGAUGGACCGCCGUCGGGUGUGGUGCCCUUUCAUGGCAUUUGUAUGUUUGCGGCGCCAUUUUGUUAUCUCUAUGAUUCGUCAAUAAAUUUAUACUUUACAUUUCGAGCUUUCUACAUACGUUACUGUCAUCGCUUGACCACAAUAAAUACACAUCCGCAGGGGAUAGUUAGCUUAUGCCUGUUGUUUGAGAAACUGCUGCAAACGCACGAACCGCAGUUGUGGUCACAUUUUCGCGAGCUGCAAAUACAACCCAUACGCGUCGUCUUCAAAUGGCUUAUGCGUGCCUUUAGUGGUCAUCUGCCGCCUGAUCAGUUGCUUAUUUUGUGGGAUUUGAUACUCGGCUACGACAGCCUGGAAGUGCUCUCACUCUUUGCCAUCAUAAUUUUAAGUUUUCGCAAAGAUAGUCUCAUGCAAGUGACAUCACUGGAUAAUAUAGAGGCAAUAUUAGCGGAUUUGUCAUCGAUAAAAGUCUUGCCGCUGAUACAGUUGGCGUUGUGUCGUGAUUGAAGAAUAUUGUGUCUUGGAGCAAAGAUUAAUCAUAUGAUUAAUUUAGACCCAUUAAUUUGUGCAAUGAAAAUUGUUUAUAUGUAUAUGUGAUAUUUUUAGUAAAUGUGAUCGAAUAAUGAAUUCCUUUUUGUAUGUAUAAGUAUAUAUUUGUAAAUUAAUUUUUUUAAUAA
Molecule: messenger RNA, 1911 nt
Organism: Ceratitis capitata (Mediterranean fruit fly)
Lineage: Eukaryota; Metazoa; Arthropoda; Insecta; Diptera; Tephritidae
Product: TBC1 domain family member 19
Exons: 10
Coding region: 215-1741 (508 amino acids)
Source: RefSeq, a predicted model, not a curated record